GACGCCGCAGCCGGAAUUUUCCACUCUCCCGUCAUCAGCCUCGGAAGCCCCGCCUUCACGAUCCCAGCAUGCCAUUCGCCUCUUCCAAUAUGGCGGCCUCCGCGCAUUUCAAUAUGGCUAAAGCAGCUCUGGGAGUUUCUUUGCAGGGUGUGGACUGUUUAUUGAAUCCUGCCCGCUUGGCUGCAUCCUCUCUUGUGAUCCCAGUGAGAACAAAGAGAAGACAUUUCAUUCCACCUGCUGCCCAACCAAAAUAUUUGACACCAGAAGAGUACAAUCUACGUGCCAGGGCUGCGGGAAUUGUGGUUCCUUAUGAACGAUUAGUACGUCCCAUGAAUAUUUCCUGCACAGCUGGGAUCUUCGACCCUUACGUUCCUCCAGAAGGAGAUGCUCGCAUUUCAUCUUUGUCGAAGGAGGGAUUGAAGCAGAGAGUAGAGCAGCUCAAGCAGAAUGCAACUUCACAGUUGGCAGUCCGGAAGAUCAAAAAUUACAUUCCUGACUUCAGCACCAAAACUUUUGCAGAAACAGCCCAGGAGAUUUUUAUUGAAGCUCACAACAACUUGACGAACUUUAACAAAGACAAACUUCACGCUUUAGUGACAGAACGCUGUUUUCCGGAUAUGGUACGUGGGAACAGAUACAAGACUAUCCGUUGGAGCUUUGUGGAGUCCCUGGAGCCCCCUCGUGUGGUUCAAGUGCGAUGCACUGAUAUGGUAAACAAGGACAACUUGUACGGACAAGUGACAGUCCGCAUGCACACCCGACAGACACUAGCUAUUUAUGACCAGUUUGGACGGCUGAUGUACGGUGGGGAGGAAAUACCAAAGGACGUCCUGGAGUACGUUGUCCUGGAGAGACACCUGGUUAACCGGUACGGUGCGUGGCGGUUGCAUGCCAAGAUUGUUCCACCUUGGGCUCCGCCAAAAGACCCUGUCAUGAAGACUGUUAUGAUCCCAGGCCCAUCUCUGGGUCCUUUGCAGGAGUAUGAAGAGGUCUGCAUUCCACAAGCCAAACCAGCGCAACAGACUGUUGAUACAAAUCAAGUCCAAGGUGUGGGCCAUCAGGGAUAGAAUGUGUUGUGUCUGGGGUGGUAUAGAAUUGUUGAAGCGUGGCAUACUCUUCAGGCCUCCUUGUGCAAGCAUUUGGUCUUGGACUUCUAACAAAGUUUCAAGCUCUUUGAAGACCCUUGAGCUGUUUGUCAUGCCACAAUCCCUUCAAAGCUUCUGGAUCUUCCCAGCUUCUUCAGUUUCCAUCUGAAGGCCGAUGAAUCCGUAUCUUCAGGUUCCGGCUGAAGUAUUGACGGAUAAAGAAAUAAGACUUUGAAAGCAGUGCUCUAAUUCUAACGGCAUAAAAAGGAAAGUGCUGUCACUCAGUGCUGUCUGGAAUCCAAACCUCUGCUCUUGAAGACUUUCUGAUGCUCAUAAUGUAUAGGGCAGGCUGUCUUAUCCUGUGUCGCUGAGAUUUCUGCACAUGGUCAGAAGCGUGUACAUUCUUUCACAGGUUGUCAGGAUGAGAUUUAGCCAUGACCAGUCCUUUCUCUCUUGUAUUUUUAUAUCAUUAUAUGUGUGUGUGCACCUGGGAGUCUUGUUGACCUCUGGUGCCUCUGGAGAGGGUAUUCAGAGAGUUGGUUGAAUAAAGCCUGCCCCUGCCUCCUGA
Messenger RNA from Heteronotia binoei (common prickly gecko), 1653 nucleotides. It is a transcript of the gene MRPL45, whose product is annotated as mitochondrial ribosomal protein L45. Lineage: Eukaryota; Metazoa; Chordata; Lepidosauria; Squamata; Gekkonidae. The coding region runs from base 69 to 1067 and encodes 332 amino acids. The transcript is spliced from 8 exons. Gene Ontology annotation, cellular component: mitochondrion. The record is from RefSeq and is a predicted model, not a curated record.